Messenger RNA from Rotaria sp. Silwood2, 432 nucleotides. The record is from the annotation of a GenBank genome assembly. NCBI's taxonomy places the organism in Eukaryota, Metazoa, Rotifera, Eurotatoria, Philodinida, Philodinidae.
AUGGUCAAAGCUGUCUUUUGUGGUGAUGCUGCUGUUGACAAAAGCACAUUAAUCAUGCAUUUAUGUAAAGGAAAAUUUGUAUCCAAUGUUAAUUCAACAUUAGGUGUUGAGUUUCAAAAUAAACAAAUUGAAGUAGACGGUAAACGUGUGGCUAUUCAAUUAUGGGAUACAGCUGGAAAAGAAAGAUUUCGUAGCAUUGCAAAAUCAUAUUUUCGUCGAUGUGAUGGCGUUAUUCUUGUUUAUGAUUCAACAUAUGAGCGAUCAUUUUUAAAUAUUCGAGAAUGGAUUAAUACAAUAACAGAUUCAACACUGAAAAAAGUUUCUGUUAUGAUUGUUGCAAAUAAAAUUGAUUUAAGCGAUCAAAUACGAGCAGAAGGAAAACGUAUUAUUGAACAAGUUGAAGGUUCAAAAUCAGCUAAAGGUUGUUCUUAA